Molecule: messenger RNA, 1369 nt
Organism: Cynara cardunculus var. scolymus (artichoke)
Lineage: Eukaryota; Viridiplantae; Streptophyta; Magnoliopsida; Asterales; Asteraceae
Product: transcription factor Pur-alpha 1
Exons: 6
Coding region: 100-1011 (303 amino acids)
Biological process (GO): regulation of transcription by RNA polymerase II
Cellular component (GO): nucleus
Molecular function (GO): RNA polymerase II transcription regulatory region sequence-specific DNA binding; DNA-binding transcription factor activity, RNA polymerase II-specific; purine-rich negative regulatory element binding
Source: RefSeq, a predicted model, not a curated record
AAGACGAGACUGGGUCAAGUCUGAAACCCUAAUUUCCAUUUUCAGUUCAAUUUCUCACUCAAACAAUUCCAGAUCUGCUAUUUCACGUUGCAAUCCAUCAUGCGGCGGGCGACGGAGGAGAUGGACUUUAACUCGGGUGGCGGCGGAGGUGCAGGAAGUGGAGGGAAUGACGUCGAGCUGUUGUCUAAGACGUUACAGGUGGAGCAUAAGCUGUUUUACUUUGAUCUCAAGGAGAACCCACGCGGACGUUACCUAAAGAUAUCGGAGAAGACGUCGGCGACAAGGUCCACCAUAAUUGUACCUUUCAACGGAAUCUCUUGGUUCUUUGAUAUCUUCAAUUACUACGUCACUUCUGAUGACCAAGAUAUUUCUAGCAAGGAACUCCAGCUUGAUAGCAAGGUGUUCUACUUUGAUAUUGGAGAGAACAGGAGGGGUCGGUUUCUGAAGGUAUCUGAAGCUUCAGUUAGCAGGAACCGCAGUACUAUUAUUGUGCCUGCAGGAAGCACCCGAGAUGAAGGAUGGAGUGCAUUCAGGAACAUCUUAGAAGAGAUAAACGAAGCAUCUAAACUCUUUGUUCUGCCCAACCAGCAAAAUUCAGAAGGUAUUGCCCCAGAAAGACUAGUUGGUCUGUCUGAUGAUGUGGGGGCUGGCUUUAUUGCUGGGAACAGUACUCAAUCUGGCCCACCGGCAUCAUCUGACUUGAACUUAGGAGACAGGACUUCUACAUUUGACUUGGCACCUCCAUCUUCCGAUGAAAGUGGUAGUUUUGGGGUCUCCAAAGUUAUCAGGGCCGAUCAGAAGAGGUUCUUCUUUGAUCUUGGAAGCAACAACCGGGGCCAUUACUUGAGAAUAUCUGAGGUUGCAGGUACUGAUCGGUCGUCCAUCAUUCUCCCUUUAUCAGGGCUGAAGCAGUUUCACGAGAUGGUUGGGCAGUUUGUGGAGAUAACAAAAGAUCGUAUCGAGGGGAUGAGUGGUGCAAACGUGCGAAGCGUGGACCCCCCUCAAAGAUAGUCAUGGCUUGGAUGUUCUGAACCGGUGUAUAGAGCAGGCAAGGGUUGUGAUCUUUCUUAGUUUACAUUUAUUUCCAUUAAAAUUUGAAUAAUCCUUCUCCUCCUGGUGAUGCUAAGCUUGAUGAUUCCCAAUACCCAAAACAAGAAGCAAAUAACCAAGAACAGAAUAAGCAAGCAAAGCAAAGGUAGCUAGCUCUAUUUGUUAUUUUUACUUGUUUAUUUCUCCCUUGUUUGCACCUCUCUUCUUCUCAGGAUUUUUGAGUGUUUGUUGUUGGCCUUUAUGGUAAUUUGGAUCAUAUUGUGUUUGGCCAUUCAUUUGUCUUUUGUCAAUCAAUAUAUUUAACUCUUUGCUUCUGCCC